GAUGACCAGAGACUGCGGACAGUACAGGGGAUGACUAGAGACUGCGGACAGUACAGGGGAUGACCAGAGACUGCGCACAGUACAGGGGAUGACCAAAGACUGCAGACAGUACAGGGGAUGACCAGAGACUGCGGACAGUACAGGGGAUGACUAGAGACUGCGGACAUAGUACAGGAUAUGACCCGAGACUGCAGACAGUACAGGGGAUGACCAAGAGACUGCAAGCAGUGCAGGGGAUGACCAAGAAACUGCAGACAGUACAGGGGAUGAUCAGAGACUGCAGACAGUACAGGGGAUGACCAUGAGACUGCAAAC
Staurois parvus is the source of this 315-nucleotide messenger RNA. The record is from the annotation of a GenBank genome assembly. NCBI's taxonomy places the organism in Eukaryota, Metazoa, Chordata, Amphibia, Anura, Ranidae.